Messenger RNA from Paracoccidioides lutzii Pb01, 972 nucleotides. RefSeq lists its product as hypothetical. The coding region runs from base 1 to 972 and encodes 323 amino acids. The transcript is spliced from 3 exons. The record is from RefSeq and is a predicted model, not a curated record.
AUGGAAAUAGCCGAACAUGAUGUCACCACUACGAACAAUAACUACGAAAGCCACAAUGUUCAAGCAAAACCGGCAACAAACUUCAGCGACGGAAACCGUUCUUCACUAAAAUUCCAUGUUCGUGAUGUCAAUAUCGCCCAAUUGAAGUGUAGGGAGCCUACCACCUCUCCGGGCCCACAAACCCCAAUACACCGCUCCUACUCCUCUCCAACCCCCUCACUCCUCCCCACUUUCCACCCGCAUGGCUACCGCACCCUCCGCUUCGACACAACAGGCCAUGGCUCCUCCCAACCCGGCCCAACCCUCGAAGGAUCAGACUCAACAACCCUCCAAUCCCUAGCAAACGACCUCCACCACCUCCUCACGGCCCUGCACAUACCAAAAAUCGACUUCGUCCUCGGCGUCUCCCUCGGCGCCGCAACCCUCCUCUCUCUCUUAGCAACCCACCCAUCCCCCCCAAAAGCUCAACUAAUCCUCAUCUCAAUGCCGCUCUGGGCCCCCGUCCUCCCAGGCCUCGACGACCCCUUCGCCGUCCGCCUCGAACUCGCACGCAAAAACUCCAACGACAUCAGCAUCGUGACCGAGCAGACGUUGGAGCAAUGGCUCGCCGCCUGCUGGCCCGCACCGGGAGAACGGUGCAGAGAUGCAGCGUUGAGGGAUAGGUCGUUUGAUUCGCGGCCGCUGUUGGCGAGGGUGGCAGGGGAAGCGGGAACGGAGGGGAGGGCGGUGGGGAGGGUAAUGUUUGUUGUUGGGGGGAUGGAUGGGGUUGAUGUGGAUAUGAAGAGGACGGGAGGAGGGGUGGUGGUGGUGGAGAGGGCCCUUGAGAUGGAGGCGAAGGGAGAGGGAGGUGGAGGAGGAAAGGCGGAUUGGGCGGUUUUUCAGAGGUCAGGUCAUUUGCCGAUGACAGAUAAUGCGGAGGAGUUUUUGAGGUUUGUUUUAGAGGUUUUAGAGAGUGAAGAGAUCCACCCGUAG